AUGGAAAACUCAACACAGGUUGUGUCAUUUGUGUUGACUAUGUAUGGGAACAUAGGAAACUUCAAGUACCUGUAUUUUAUUCUGGCAAUGCUGGUUUACAUAUUAGUCAUUUUUGUCAAUGCAGUUGUAAUUGUCAUUAUUUAUGUGGACAUAAAUCUGCAUGAACCCAUGUAUCUAAUCCUCUGUGGUUUGCUGGCUAAUGAAAUAUAUGGUAGUACAAGUUUGCUGCCUUGUUUAAUGGCACAAAUAUUAACUGACACACAUGAAAUUUCUGUCUCUUACUGUUUCAUACAAAUAUUUUGUAUUCAUACGUAUGGAGGUAUUGAAUAUGCAAUUUUAACAGUCAUGGCUUAUGACAGAUAUGUGUGUAUCUGUAAGCCUUUACAUUAUAAUGUGAUCAUAACCAAAAGAAAAAUACAACAAGUUAUUCUAGCUGUCUGCAUAUAUGUUUUUGUGGAAGUUGGAGUUUUGUUGUCUUUCACCAUUCGUUUAAAACUUUGUGGAAAUAUUAUCAACAGAGUUUGUUGUAGCAACCAUCUUGUAGCCCAACUUUCUUGUUCAUCACACAGAGAAAUGUCACAUAUUCAUGAUCUAGUGUUUGGCCUUGUUUUCACUGUUGCUGUCCCUACAAGUCCCUACACACUGGCUGUGUGUUUAAAUUCUUCUAAAGACACCAAACAAAAAGCUCUCAGUACCUGCACUCCACAUCUUGUUGCACUUCUCAACUUUGGUUUUGGCAGUUUUUAUGAGUUUAUUACUCAGAGAUUUGAUAUGACUUUUGUUCCAUAUCCACUGCGUGUGAUUUCAUCUAUAUACCUCUGUAUUUGCCAACCUCUACUAAGUCCCAUCAUAUAUGGUCUCAAACUGUCAAAAAUUAGACAUGCUUGUAAAAACUGUUUGACAUCAAAAAUUAUGUAA
Myripristis murdjan (pinecone soldierfish) is the source of this 918-nucleotide messenger RNA. Its product is annotated as olfactory receptor 4P4-like. Gene Ontology annotation, biological process: G protein-coupled receptor signaling pathway; detection of chemical stimulus involved in sensory perception of smell. The transcript has a single exon. Gene Ontology annotation, cellular component: membrane. The coding region runs from base 1 to 918 and encodes 305 amino acids. NCBI's taxonomy places the organism in Eukaryota, Metazoa, Chordata, Actinopteri, Holocentriformes, Holocentridae. Gene Ontology annotation, molecular function: olfactory receptor activity; odorant binding; G protein-coupled receptor activity. The record is from RefSeq and is a predicted model, not a curated record.